This is a messenger RNA of Sphaeramia orbicularis (orbiculate cardinalfish), 1365 nucleotides long. It is a transcript of the gene yod1, whose product is annotated as YOD1 deubiquitinase. The transcript is spliced from 3 exons. The coding region runs from base 72 to 977 and encodes 301 amino acids. Gene Ontology annotation, molecular function: protein binding; cysteine-type deubiquitinase activity. Gene Ontology annotation, biological process: endoplasmic reticulum unfolded protein response; ERAD pathway; protein deubiquitination. NCBI's taxonomy places the organism in Eukaryota, Metazoa, Chordata, Actinopteri, Kurtiformes, Apogonidae. The record is from RefSeq and is a predicted model, not a curated record. Gene Ontology annotation, cellular component: nucleus; cytosol.
CAGUGACGUUUUACACACAAGUCUCUCACUGGAUGUUUAUUGUUUGAGGCAGGGCUGCAGUCAACGGCAGGAUGUUGCGGCUACGCUGUAAGACCAAAAAUGGGAGCCACAUAAUGCAAGGCUUGACUCACCAGUCCUGUGUGCAAGAGCUGAAGAGCAAGGUGGAGGAGCUGACUGGUAUCCCCUGUGAUGUGCAGAAAAUUAUGGUUGGAUACCCUCCAUCUAGCCUUGAUCUUCGAAAUGGAGAUGCUCACCUCAAGGAUUACCCCAUUAAAUCAGGUGACACACUCAUUGUGGAGGAAGAAAAGAACAAGCCAAAACCUCAGGAUCAUUCCACUGUGAAUAAAGUGCCGCGCCUUGAAGUCUCACCUGUACUGACACGUCGAGUGGUUCCAGCUGAUAACUCCUGCCUCUUCACCAGUGUCUAUUAUGUGGUUGAAGGGGGUGUAUACGACCCUGGUUGUGCCUCUGAGAUGCGAGGCCUCAUUGCCCAGAUCGUGUCAAGUGACCCUGCCGCGUACUCUGAGGCAGUGCUGGGAAAGACCAAUGAUGAGUACUGCUCUUGGAUAAGACGCGAUGACACAUGGGGAGGAGCCAUUGAGGUGUCAAUCCUGUCCAAGUUUUAUCAGUGUGAGAUCUGUGUGGUGGACACUCAGACAGUGCGAGUGGAUCGAUUUGGGGAGGAUGCUGGGUACCACAAACGCGUGCUACUCAUCUACGACGGCAUCCACUACGACCCCCUGCAGAAAGAAAUGCCCGGCUCUGACGCCCCACCCCAAACUAUCUUCUCUACUGCAGAAGAUGUAAUCCUUGCUCAAGCCCUCGAGUUGGCAGACGAGGCUCGACGCAAACGGCAGUUCACAGACGUUAACCGCUUUGCAUUGCGCUGCAUGGUGUGUCAGACAGGCCUGGUGGGACAAAAGGAAGCUCGUGAGCAUGCCAAGGAGACGGGCCACACCAAUUUUGGUGAAGUGUGAAACUUAAGUUGUCUUUUCUCCCAAAUACAACCACCACUAACCCUGUGUCCCACAUGUGGCAACUCUGUCUGUGUGUCUGCUUGUGUGAUCCUCUACCUCACAUUGUCCAGUGACAUCUAUGGAGAAUCUGCAGGCAUGGUGUUCAGCCUCUAACUUGUUCAGUAUUACUUUAAAACUAAUCUCAGUUUCAGAAGCACUUCUGCAGUACUCUGAUGUCAUCUGACCAUCAUUUUAGUCUGUUAGAUGGUUUAAACACUGCUUAAUUGGAUCAUAUAUAUCAAAGCAGUUCUUAAGGUUUGUUUUAAUCCGUUAAGAUUGUCACUGUUGGGUUGCACUUCACUCAAACAAAACAAAUAGUGACAAAAAUAUAUCAGUGUGGGUAAAAAAG